Molecule: messenger RNA, 1991 nt
Organism: Magallana angulata
Lineage: Eukaryota; Metazoa; Mollusca; Bivalvia; Ostreida; Ostreidae
Product: mitochondrial outer membrane protein SLC25A46-like
Exons: 10
Coding region: 132-1421 (429 amino acids)
Biological process (GO): mitochondrial fission; mitochondrial membrane fission
Cellular component (GO): mitochondrial outer membrane
Source: RefSeq, a predicted model, not a curated record
AGGUUUUACAUUUUACCAACUUCCGGAGAAAAUGACAGUUGGAGGACGGGGCAAAACCGAAACUUCCAAAAUGCCAUCUGAUAACGAAUGACAAAAGCUUGUACUAUAGGAUAUAUAUACCAACUAAUUUAAUGAUGAGUGCCAGAUCAUUUUCGAAACAACCUAAAGAAGAGGGAACGUCACGGAGCCCUUCAGACUUGCAAUGGCCUCCAGAGUCUCAAGAUUUCUUUGGAUCAAUAGAAAACAUGAGCAUGCCGGAAUCAGGCAACGGUUCAGAUCAGUUACAAGCUGCCACUGGCUAUGUUAUAGGUGUGACCAGCAGUAUAUUUGCUGAACAUAUUUUGUCCCAUCCUUUUAUAGUUCUAAGAAGACAAUGCCAGGUGCAUCACAGAGGGGUGUGGUACCACAAUACCCCAUUUACCAUAAUAACAGUUCUAGUCCAGUUACAAAGACAUCAGGGCGUGUCUUCCCUUUGGAAGGGAAUAGUCAGUGUUUUGAUGUCCAAAGGCAUCCUGAUGGUGAACGAGACUGUCAUCAGUGAACUCACACCUUUACCAAAAGAAGUCACCAGACACAGUUCUCCUCGGAAACACCUAGAACAUCUCUUGCUGAAAGGAUUAUCAUACAUCAUGGCAACUCCUUUCCUUGCAAGUAGUUGUAUUGAAACUAUUCAGGCUGAUGUAUCCAGUGAUAAGCCAGGACCAUUUGAUUUCAUCAGGGAGGGGCUUGGCAGACUGAUGGGGUGGGGGAUGCCCCAGACAACACGUCUCCUCCCAGUCUAUACUCUAGUCUUACCCACAGCAGUUAUGGGUGUGUCCCAGUACAUCAUUAUACAAGCAGCCAGAGCUACCAUGUUGUCCACGUUUAGACAGAGGGAACAAGAAAUGAGGGAUAAAUCAACAUCUGUGGAUGGAAAAGAGCAAGAAGAGUCGCUGUACAACAAGUACUUUCCGGAAAUGAUGGCUAACUUUGCCGGCAAUCUUCUGGCAGACAUAUUGUUGUUUCCCUUGGAGACAGUGCUUCACCGAUUAUAUGCUCAAGGAACACGGACUAUUAUUGACAAUUUGGACACAGGAGUGGACGUCAUACCAAUUAGUACAAAUUACGAAGGAUUUUUUGACUGUUUUCGCAGUAUUGUAAUGGAAGAGGGUGUCUCUGGCCUUUACAGAGGGUUUGGUGCUUUAAUUCUUCAAUAUGCACUUCAAGCAGGUUUACUCAAGUUCUCAAAGUAUGUCUUUGAGAAAAUUUCCAAAGAGCUUAAUCCUCCAGAACCCCUUGCCCCUAUAGAUAGACCGAGAUCAUCAGAUAGGCUAACUCAGCAGAGACAGCCACAAUUAGCAACACUGCAACAGCAACAGGCUCAGCAACAACAACCCUAUACUAAUUACAUGGAACAGAGUUAUAGAAGUACAAGGAGAUAAAAUUCCAAGUGUUUUACACUGUACAUGUAUUUGACAUUUGAGUAUUAGACUGAUACAGAGUUCUCAAGAAGAAUUCUAUACGUGCUAUACUAAUGAAAUUUUUUUUCAUUGUCACGUUUCUGAAAUGCAUUGGAAAUGAAUAGAUUUGAUAGCAGAAUUCAUUGUUAAGUAAUAUUUAAAAUUUACUUACAUUUUCUUGAAACAAGGAUGAUGUACUGUGGUUUCAUUUAUAGUUGAUGGCAUCAAUUUUUGUGGAUGUAGCAAUAUUUCAGUUUUAAGGAUGGUAAAUUUAUGGACAAUGGACUUAGCAUUAAAUUAUUAUUACUAAUCUUGGUUAUAUGAUUUCUAAGAUUAACUCAAAAAACAAAUUCCACAUGAAUUGGUGGUCAUCAAAUAUUGAUGAAUCCGCAGUAAAAGACUAAUUGAUUUUUGUGCUUAUGUAUUAUACGCCCAAGUGCUGAUAUUUUUGUGCUCAUUUCAGAGAUGUAUUAUUAUCCAGAUAUGUUGUUUUAUCAAUGCAUGAAAUAAUUGUUAAUCUUCUGUUUGUUUCUGGCCAUCAUAAUUUGUUUU